AUGGAUGUUUCAAAGUCCAAAGUUGAUGUCGCCAAGUCUAAGAACCACGCCGGGGAAGCGCUGGACUCUCAUCGCUACACUCACCUCCAGAAAGUGGUCCGAGGGAUGGAAUCAGAAUACGCCAAUGAGACGGACAGAAGACGACACAAGAGGAACUUUUUAGUGGACCAGAAUUAUAUGUGGCCCGGAGGGAUCGUCCCUGGCUGCUGGUCAUACGUCGGAAUGGUAGGGUGGGGACAACAGCGAAUCAGUCUUCAGAACCCGGCCUGUGUAACAAACCCUAUCAUCGUUCACGAGUUAAUGCACGCUAUUGGGAUGGAGCACGAGCAGUCCCGAACUGACCGCGACAACUACGUCAUAAUGCAGUGGGCUAACAUUCAAUAUGGCACGGGGAACCGGAACAUGAUGAAAAUCAACACAAGGGACAAUAACCCGUACGAUCUGGAGUCUGUUCUACAGUACAGACUAAAUGCGUUCGCGAUCAACCCUCUCUUGCCGUCUAUGACUGUCAUAGACAGCAGGCUGUCCUUUCUUGCCGACACAGCCACGGGACUCAUGUUUUACGAUACAAAGGACGUAUGCGCGACCUACCAAUGUACCCAGAACUGUCCGAACGCCACAACAACGUGUCAAAAUGGCGGCUUCAUGAAUACUGGGGCCACGGUGAACUGUUAUUGUUAUUGCCCAUCCGACCUGUACGGGAGCACGUGUGAGCAAGUGACCACCUCACCUGAAUGUGGGGGAAUCAUUGAGAUCGGAGCGGGGGAGGAAAGGACCAUAACGUCACCGGGGUGGCCCAACAUUUACACCCUAGGCAAACGAUGCGUCUGGGUCAUUAAGGGACCCGCCGCGAACCACAUUAAGAUGACCAUCGACUCCAUGGCAAUGAACUACAACAGCCUACAGUGCUAUCACUGGCUGGAGGUGCGCUACAACCUCGCAGGGCAGACAGGACCAAAGUUGUGUGGGAUCCGUGCCUCCGAGAGCUACGUCACAACGACGGAGGAACUGAAGAACCAGCUGAUCCUCAAAGCGGACACUCUGACCACUGACCGUGCGGCCCUGGCCGGGUUCACCCUCAGGGUGCAAAGUGUGGAAUUAGGUUGCGUUAACACUGGCUGUGUGUUUGGGACCUGUCGCACCUCUGACGGCGUCUGUAUCUGCACCAGCCCCUACUCCGGAACCCGCUGUGACACGGUGGCCGACAACUCCAAUCUAACGGCGACCUUUGAGACCGGGGCCGGACUCGCGUUUAUGCAAAACGAAGGGAAUGCUUACGACUGGAGUAUGAUAACGGGCCCAACCCCUACUGACAGUACUGGACCAAGCGGCGCCGCGGAGGGAACUACUUACAUGUAUCUGGAGUCGUCCGCCCCACACGCGCAGGGAGACAUUGCUACGCUGACGUCAGCGGCCGUGACCUUCACACAAACUUUAUCCAGAUGUCUGCGGUUCUCCUACUCCAUGUACGGUGCCAAUAUGGGCUCGCUAAACGUAUAUUAUCAGAGCGGAACAGGAAGUCGGACCCAGGUCUGGUCACGCUCUGGUGACCAAGGCAAUCAGUGGAACACCGCUGAUGUGGACAUCCCAAGCGUCUCAAACGUUCGGAUAUCGUUUGACGGGGUGAGAGGGAGUGGUCAUCUCUCAGACAUUGGACUGGAUGACAUUCAACUCUAUACUGUCAGCUGUAUAAUUCUGCGAAUUACGACAACAAGUGCACCGACAACAACAACUGAACAAACAACAACCACCGUACCAACAACAACAACAGUUAAUCCAACAACAACAACAACCGAAGGACCCGUUAUAGUAGUUGGUUUAACAUCAACCGUCGACUUAACAACGCCCACUGAACAAACAACUACAAGCCAAAUAUCAACCACUGAGGAACAAACAACAACCACCGAAAAAACAACAACCGAAGAACAGACAACAACUUCGGAACCAACAACAACUGAAGAACAGACAACAACUUCGGAACCAACAACAACUGAAGAACAGACAACAACUUCGGAACCAACAACAACUGAAGAACAGGCUACAACUAUUGAAUCAACAACAACUGAAGAACAGACUACAACUAUGGAAUUAACAACAACUGAAGAACAGACUACAACUAUUGAAUCAACAACAACCGAAAAAACAACAACCGAAGAACAGACAACAACUUCGGAACCAACAACAACUGAAGAACAGACAACAACUUCGGAACCAACAACAACUGGAGAACAGACAACAACUUCGGAACCAACAACAACUGAAGAACAGACUACAACUAUUGAAUCAACAACAACUGAAGAACAGACUACAACUAUUGAAUUAACAACAACUGAAGAACAGACUACAACUAUUGAAUCAACAACAACCGAAGAACAGACAACAACUUCGGAACCAACAACAACUGAAGAACAGACUACAUCUAUUGAAUCAACAACAAUCGAAGAACAGACAACAAGUAUUGAAUUAACAACAACUGAAAAACAGACUAAAACUAUUGAACCAACAACAACUGACGAACAGACAACAACCAUUGAACCAACUUCAACUGAGGAGCAAACAACAACCAUUGAAAAAUCAACAACCGAAGAACAGACUACUACUAAAGAACAGACAACAACAAAUGUGCAAACAACAACCGAAGAACAAGCAACAACUGAAGAACAGACUUCAACUAUUGAACCAACAACAACUGAAGAACAGACAACAACCAUUGAACCAUCUACAACUGAGGAGCAAACAACAACCACUGAACAAACAACAACCGAAGAACAAGCAACAACUGAACUAACAACAACUGAAGAACAGACAACAACAAAAGAACAAACAACAACGCAGGAACAAACAACAACUGAUGAACAAAUAACAACCACCGAACCAAUAACAACAACAACCGAAGAAGAGACAACAACCGGGGCCCAAACAACUGAAGAAUCAACUACAGCUGAUAUGCAAACAACAACUGCAGAUUUAACAACAAUAAUUGAAUCGACAACAACAAUGCAUUUAACAACAACAUCAUCAAUUACAAUAUGUCCACGAAGUACCACAAUGAGAAGCACAAUGACAACAGCUUCAAAUCCAACAACUACUACUGAACCAACAACAACCGACGAACAAACAACAACGGACGAAGUAACGACGACAGAAGAGCAAACAACAACUGCAGAACAAACAACAACCGAGGAACAAGGCACGACAGCAGAACAAACAACAACUGAGGAGCAAACAACAACCGAAGGGCAAACAACAACAACAACAUCCGAGGAGCAAACAACAACCGAGGAGCAAUCAACAACCGAAGAGCAAACAACAACCGAAGGACAAACCACAACCGAGGAACAAACCACAACAGAAGAACAACCCACAACAGAAGAACAAACAACAACAGAAGAGCAAACAACAACCGAGGGGCAAACAACAACCCAAGAACAAACCACGACAGAAGAACAAACAACAACUGAGGAGCAAACACCAACCGAGGAACAAACAACAACUGAGGAGCAAACAACAACCGAGGGGCAAACAACAACCCAAGAACAAACCACAACAGAAGAACAAACAACAAGUGAGGAGCAAACAACAGCAGAAGAGCAAACAACAACGCAAGAACAAACAACAACCGAGGAGCAAACAACGACAGAAGAACAAACAACAACUGAGGAACAAACCACGACCGAAGAACAAACAACAACUGAGGAGCAAACAACAACUGAGGAGCAAACAACAACCGAGGAACAAACAACAACAGCAUCCGAGGAGCAAACAACAACCGAAGAACAAACAACAACUGAGGAACAAACCACGACCGAAGAACAAACAACAGCUGAGGAGCAAACAACAACGGAAGAGCAAACAACAACCGAGGAGCAAACAACGACAGAAGAACAAACAACAACUGAGGAACAAACCACGACCGAUGAACAAACAACAACCGAGGAGCAAACAACGACAGAAGAACAAACAACAACUGAGGAACAAACCACGACCGAAGAACAAACAACAACUGAGGAGCAAACAACAGCUGCAGAGCAAACAACAACCCAAGAACAAACCACGACAGAAGAACAAACAACAACUGAAGAGCAAACAACAACUGCAGAGCAAACAACAACCCAAGAACAAACCACGACAGAAGAACAAACAACAACUGAAGAGCAAACAACAACCGAGGAGCAAACAACAACCCAAGAACAAACCACGACAGAAGAACAAACAACAACUGAGGAGCAAACAACUGCUGAGGAGCAAAUAACAACAACAACCGAGGAGGUAACAACAACUCAAGAACAAAGCACGACAGAAGAAACAACAACAACUGAGGAACAAACAACAACUGCAGAACAAACAACAACCGAAGAGCAAACAACAACUGCAGAACAAACAACUGAGGAACAAACAACAACUGAGGAACAAACAACAACUGCAGAACAAACAACAACCGAAGAGCAAACAACAACUGCAGAACAAACAACAACCGAGGAACAAACAACUACUAAGGAACAAACAACAAAUGCAGAACAAACAACAACCGAAGAGCAAACAACAACUGCAGAACAAACAACAACUGAGGAGCAAACAACAACUGCAGAACAAAAAACCACCGAGGAACAAACAACAACUGAUGAACAAACAUCAACUACUGAACAAUCAACAACAACAGAACAAACAACAACCACUGAAUCAAUUACAACCACUGAACCAAGUACAACAACAAUAGAACAAACAACAUCCACUGAACCAAUAACAACAACAACAGAACAAACAACAACCACUGAACAAACAACCACCAUUGAGUUGACAACAACCACUGAACAAAUAACAACAACUACAGAACAAACAACAUCCACUGAACCAAUAACAACAACUACUGAACAAACAACAACAACUGAACCAAUUACAACAACUACUGAACAAACAACAACAACUGAGCCAAUUACAACAACAACAACAGAACAAACAACAACCACUGAGCCAAUAACAACAACAACCACUCAACAAACAACAACUGCUGAACUAACAACAACUAUUCCAACAACAACCACCACAAUUCAAAUAACAACAACAACUAUCCCAGCAACAACAACAACUAUUCCAGCAACAACCACCACGGUCCAAACAACAACAACUGCUCCUACUACGACCACAACCACUGCUACUCCAACAACAACGUUACCUUCUAUUGUGACCUGUGAUUUCGAACCCGGAGAUACAAGCUGCUUUUUAGAAAACCUCUCUAGACCAGCAUCUCAGAUAGCGUCAAUCUUGGACACCCAAUUUGAUUGGACGCAAGGGCAGACCGGAAGUACGCCGUCCAGUGAGACCGGACCAUCUGGGGCCUCCAGUGGUCAGGGGUACGCCUUUAUAGAGGCCUCCUACCCCCGGGUCGAGGGGGACCAGGCCGUCCUCAGGACCUCCAACACCUUUCUGGGUACCAUCCCUCACUGUCUGACUUUUGACUACCAUAUGUUUGGUUCGACCUAUGGUAUGGGAGAACUCAUAGUAUACUCCAGCAAUAACAACAGUGACGUCACAACGCUAUUUAAACGAGAAGGCGACCAAGGUGACCAGUGGAUUCCUGCCACAGUGGAGGUCCCCACAGCCGGCGGACUUGUUAUCUAUUUCGAGGCUACUCGUGGAAGUUCUUACAGAAGUGACAUUGCCAUGGACAACGUCAAAAUAGAACAAGGGUCAUGCGGUUGUCAAACGAAUCCCUGCUUGAAUGGUGGAGCGUGCGUGGAGAACGUAUCCGGGGUCACGUGUCAAUGCGCCAGCGGGUAUGGCGGAACCUUUUGUGACGUCAUAACUGGGCCACUCUUCUGUAGCUUUAACACCGGAACGCUCUGUAGCUUCCUGUCCCAGGCGCUGGAUGACGGGGAUGACUGGCUAUUUGGGACGUACACUCCCACCCCCGGUACGGGUCCUCAGUACACCAUUGAUGGGAUUUUCGCCUACACCGAGGCUUCCUUCCGGUACUGGUACACCACCUACAAACUUACCACUUCCGGUACUAAAUUACAGGAGUCUCUAUGGUGUCUGACCUUUAACUACAACAUGUAUGGAGGCGGAAUAGGAUGGCUGCAGAUCCUGACCAAGUCGAGCGGAGUCCCUAUGCUGGUCUGGUCGCGGUACGGGAACCAGGGCAUAAACUGGUUCUCAGCUGGCGUCACUCUUGCGUCAUCUCCAGACCUUGUAAUUGAAAUAAUUGCUACCCGAGGCUAUGCUUAUACAGGUGACAUUGCCAUUGAUAACGUGCGGUUGACAUCAGGAGUUUGCUAGGAAAUUUCCUCUGGAUGUGCUGUUUUCAUUAUAUCUACCACUGCCAUGAUGCCAUUGUCACUUUAUAUUCAGAUAUAUGUUUACAAAUCUAUAGUUCAAGAGCGUUGAGAAUUGCUUCAACUACUAGUAUUCCCCUUACCUUUUUUUUUCUUCCACAAAUUCAUUUUCAAUAUUUUCAAACUGUUACAUUCGUUAUUAGAUUUCAUGUAAAUUUGAUUUGAAUAAAAUAUUUAUUUUUAUGUCAACGACGUAUUUUGUUACAAAAGAAGAAUCUGAAAUAAAUGACACAAAUCACCCUUGCUCAGUGUUGUUCAAGGAAAUACUGUUUUGUAUAUUUUGUGUAUUUGCUCUAAAAAUUCUCAAUUUCUCUUUAAUGAUUCGUCUUCAAUAAUCAACUUUUUUUCUAAAAAGACAAGCUUGAUCACUAUGCAGCUACAACUAUAAGAAGCCAACAACAACAAAUUAAC
Magallana angulata is the source of this 6743-nucleotide messenger RNA. RefSeq names its product mucin-2-like. The transcript is spliced from 25 exons. Gene Ontology annotation, molecular function: zinc ion binding; metalloendopeptidase activity. The coding region runs from base 1 to 6276 and encodes 2091 amino acids. The record is from RefSeq and is a predicted model, not a curated record. Gene Ontology annotation, cellular component: membrane. Gene Ontology annotation, biological process: proteolysis. NCBI's taxonomy places the organism in Eukaryota, Metazoa, Mollusca, Bivalvia, Ostreida, Ostreidae.